Messenger RNA from Alosa alosa (allis shad), 1162 nucleotides. Its product is annotated as E3 ubiquitin-protein ligase CCNB1IP1. Lineage: Eukaryota; Metazoa; Chordata; Actinopteri; Clupeiformes; Clupeidae. The coding region runs from base 106 to 888 and encodes 260 amino acids. The record is from RefSeq and is a predicted model, not a curated record. Gene Ontology annotation, biological process: reciprocal meiotic recombination. The transcript is spliced from 5 exons. Gene Ontology annotation, molecular function: ubiquitin protein ligase activity. Gene Ontology annotation, cellular component: synaptonemal complex.
GUCUAUGUUAAUGAACUCGCACGUGCAUUAAAGUGCAUCCUGUUUUGGUGACAUGCCGCCAAUUUCCAAAGGCUUUUGAUUGGGCAAUUUAACCUAAACCAAGUAAUGGCCUUGUGUGAGGACACUCUAUUCUGUAAUUUCCCAAAAUGUCGGGCAAAACUGAGUGGUUUUGCCUGGGUAACAGCCUGUUCACAUGCUUUUUGUGACCAACAUGGAUCAGGGGAAUUUAGCCGAUCUCCAGCUAUCUGUCCUGCUUGUUCCUCCGCCCUGUCAGGAAAACUGGACAUAGUGCGAACAGAGCUGUCGCCCUCGGAGGAGUACAAAGCAAUGGUGCUAGCAGGACUGAGACCUGAAACGGUUUUAGAUAUCUGUGCAAGAGCACUGGCUUUUUGGACUUAUCAGGUGCAUCAAGAGAGGCUGUUUCAGGAGUACAGUCUGUCUCGUACGGAGAGUCAACUGAAACAGAUGGAGAAGAUUCUGUCACAGCAGACCCAGAGCCGAGAGCUGGAACUGAACGGCAUGAGAGGGGAGAUCUCCUCACUCAAGCGGGUGACAGAUGAGUACAAGCGCAAGUACAGUGAGGUGUCCGAGCGUCUGAUGGAGAGGAACAGGCAGUACCAGAAGCUGCAGGGCCUCUAUGACUCCCUGCGCCUGCGCAACAUGGUGGUUGGAGUGGAGAAGGAGAGCGGAGGGGGCAUGAUGCGUCCCUACUCUCGUGACGCCCCUCCAGGGCUGGACAGGCCGAUGACCCCUCGGCCCAGCCCUCAACCCUAUGGCGGCAUGAGAGGCGAGGGAGACAGGCUCUUCUGCUUGGAGCCCGAUGGACCCAAGACCUUCUUCCAGUUCAGCUCCCCGGACAGAUCCCGCUCCAUCGUCCCUAAGAAGUGACGCUCGUCCCAGCUCAUCUUAUCACAAUCUUGACGACAACAUCCUGCGUGUGCUCUGCACUGCAUUAUUAUUUGGCUGCGUUGACAGAGCUCGGUCUUGAUCAAUGUCAGAAUAAGCAAUUGAUUGUUCCCGGUUUGCGCAGUUUAUGGUAUGAUGAAGUUUAUCUUCUUGACAGUGGAGGAAGGGUUUGCUAAUUUGACAGAAGAAUGUCGCAUUGCAUUUUGUAUCUAUUUGAAGGGCAGUCUGUCUAAUAAAAUUUAAAUUUGUUCAAUUG